CUUGUCUCGCGGAACGUGGUUGCAUUUGGUAGGGGCCAAGGAAGUAGCGGUGGUGGUUAGAAGUUUUCUAUUUCUUGAUGGGAUGGCUCUUUUCCCUGCUUUUGCGGACACCGCGGAGCCCGGCGAGACACCAGCAAGCGAACGUGAGGGCUCCAAAAGAGAAUUGAAUUGGCUAACCAACCCAAGCUUCUGCAGUGAAGAUGCACUGAGACUGCAUCAGCAUGCUUUACAGGUCACAGACCUUGUCCCAGAGAAAACUCCGCUUCAAAGUUCUUGUUCAUUUCUAUGCGGAACAACCACCAACUUAGAGCUACCAAGAGAGAGUAAAGGCAGUGAUGAUUUUCAAAAAGCAGCUAAGAAACAAAAGAAAAAGAAAAAACAGCGGGAUCGUAAAAAAGUAAAAAAAAGAAGGAAAAGGGAUCAGAGUACCAGUGAAUCUGACUCUGAGGAUACAAAAGAUCAUAGGAAUAAUGGGAAAGGAGGAGCACAACUGAAUUUAGAAGACAAGCCCUCAAGUGUAAGCUACCAUUCUAUUUGGCUUGAUGACAUCCAGGGUUUGACAGCAGAAGUAUUCAGAACAGAUAAGAAACCAGACCCUGCAAACUGGCAAUACAAGUCACUUUAUCAAGGGAACAUCGCAAGAUAUAAGAGGAGAAGUAACUUCUGUCUUGGCAUUGAUCUAAAGAAGCAACAUAUAAUCUGGGAAAGUUCAACAGAGAAAAGACCAUCCCAGAAGCGUCCUGAACGCUACUUCACAAAAGGCGGCCGGAAGCUCUUGAACAUGGAUGGCAUUCCCAUCAGUUGUAAAAGUCAGUGCUCUCCAUCUGACUUAACCACUUGGAUACCAAUUUUGCAGCAGGACCCAGAUGAUGGUCCUCCUCCUAGCAGCUGGGUAAAUCCCCUUGGAAUUUAUGAUCCACAAACCACAUUGUGGCUACAAGGAAAGGGUCCUCCUGAGCAUGAUUCAGUAAAGGAGCAGGAACCCCAAGAGAGCUCUGACAGUGGGAAUGCCCGCCUGCUGGCCAGAGUAGAAGAGUACAACAGGAAGGUCAGAGAGAAUCCCAGGGAUGUCAAAGCAUGGAUGGAUUUCGUUUCCUUUCAGGAUGAACUCAUGAAAGGUCCUAGCUGUUACACAAUUGACAAAGGUGAACAGGAAACAAGAAAGAAGUCACUAAAGCUAGUCUUGGAGAAGAAGCUGGCUAUUUUGGAGAGAGCCAUUGAAAGUAACCUAAAUGAUGUUGACCUUAAACUGGCUAGGCUAAAGCUUUGCACAGAGUUUUGGGAACCAUCAGCUGUGAUCAAAGAAUGGCAGAAACUGGUUUUCUUGCAUCCAAACAACCCGACACUGUGGCAAAAAUAUCUCUUGUUCUGCCAGAGUCAGUUCAGCACUUUUGUUGUUUCCAAAGUUCACAGUCUUUAUGGAAAAUGCCUGAGCACUUUGUCGGCGGUACAGGAUGGCAGUAUGGUGUCACAUCCAGCUCUGCCAGGCACAGAGGAAGCCGUGCUAGCCAUCUUUCUUCAGCACUGCCAUUUCCUUAGGCAGGCAGGCCAUUCAGAGAAAGCAAUAUCUUUGUUCCAGGCCAUGAUUGACUUUACCUUUUUCAAACCAGAUAGUGUAAAAGAUCUGUCAACAAGGGGACAGGUGGAAUUCUUUGAACCAUUCUGGGAUAGUGGUGAGCCUCGGAUUGGAGAAAAAGGGGCAAGAGGCUGGAAGGCCUGGAUGCAUCAGCAAGAAAAAGGUGGCUGGGUCAUCAUCAAUCCACCUGAUGAUGACGAAGAUGUAGAAGAAAAUGAAGAGGAAAUAAAGGAUAAAUCUCUACCCAAGUGGCAAAAUUGGCUUCAUAUUGAACGUUCCCGUGAAGAAAGACACUGGUUACCCUGGCGGCCAGACAAAACCAAAAAACAGACCUUGGAAGAUUGUGAAGAUCCAGAAAGACAGGUCCUAUUUGAUGACCUUGGUCCAUCAUUAAUACAAAUUUCCAGUCCAGAUCUUCAGUUUCAACUGCUCUGCUCAUUUUUGCAAUUCUUAGGAGUUCCGUGUGGAUGCCACUUCCUUCCUUCCUUCCUCUACAUAGCAAUGGAUGAGAACAACAUAUUUGACAAUGGGCUACACACCCAAGGACCUCUUACUUCUUUUGAUUUGCCAGUUUCUGGAGUCAGUAGCAUUGGGCGUAUGGACUCAAUGGUCCAACAACAGAGGCAUGUGGGCCACCCUAAGGAAGGGGAGGAGUUUAUACAGAAUUUCUUCCAUAUGAUGCUGUCUCUGUUUUCAGGGAAAGAGAAAUCUAAUCUAUCCAUCUUUUGGCUUCAGUAUGAAAUCUCUAAGGUUGUUCAGUGUUUGAAAACAGGGAACAAAAGGAAACUAAAAUGGCAAGGCAAGAAAAGUAAAAAAUUGGCCAAGAAUCUUCUGAAGGCACCUGACAACAGAAAUGAUGUUUCCCUUUGGCAACUCUAUGCCUAUCUGGAGUGGCUGCUUGGCAACAUAGAAGAUGCUAGAAAAGUUUUUGAUAUGUCUCUGAGCAUGGCAGGAAGUGCUGGGAUCAGAUAUCCGCAGUUCUGUCAUCUCAGCCUCCUUUAUGCUGAACUGGAAGCAGAGUUGCUAGGAAGUUCAGAGCGAACUCUUGAGUCACGUGCUGUUCAUAUCUUGACUAGGCUGACAGAGCAGGGGCCUUAUGUGCCCUACAAUGGACAAGUGUUAGCGGUGAGUGUCUUGAAGGCUCGGAAGACCUAUGAACAUCUUCUUCAGAAUUACUUAAAUGAAGGCACCACCUCUGAUCAAGGACAGAUAAGUGGUUGCAGCCACCUUGUUGGUUUAGUUGGUUGCUACUCCCUUUUCCAGUACCUCACCCUUGGGAUUGACUCUGCAGUGUCAAUAUAUAGGCAGGUUUCCGGAAAGCUGAAAGAUGAAAAUCUUGGAGAAAGGCUCAGCAAUCGGAAUGUUACUACAGCUCUUGAAGCCAUUACACUGAUGCAUGCAAGUUUGCUCCAUUAUCACACCAAAAAAGCCAUAUAUCCUUUGAAUCCCCUUCGUGAAACAUUGUCGGAGGCAUUGAGGAUGUAUCCUAGCAACCAGUCCCUUUGGAGAGUCUACAUCCAGAUCCAAAGCAAGUCUCACAAUGCAAGCAGAACACGGCGGUUUUUUGAUGGGGUCACAAGAAAAACAAAAUCCCUGGAGCCCUGGCUGUUCGCACUCCAAACAGAGCAAAUGAGGAAAAAGCUGGUCGAAACUGUCCAGAGGGUUGCUACUGGAGACGUGUAUGCAACAAUCCCUGAAACGGGGUUAACAAAUCGAAUCAAAGCUUUAUUUGAGCAUGCAGUUGAGACUGAGAGCGGAGCUCAUUGCCCCUUGCUGUGGAGGCUACAUAUCUCCUUUAUGGUUUCCUUGGGAGAGAAAGAAAAAAGUAAAGCGAUGUUUUAUAGAGCACUUCAAAACUGUCCUUGGGCAAAAGUGCUAUAUAUGGAUGCCAUAGAAUAUUUUCCAAAUGAACUGCAUGAGACACUUGACCUUAUGACUGAGAAAGAAUUGAGAGUCCGGGUCCCCAUAGAAGAACUGGAGCUGUUGCUUGAAGACUAAAGAAUGAUAUGAAGAUGAGAGACUUAAAAGUGGCUUUUGGUUUAAUGUGACCUCUAUAUACAAUGGGAGGAAACGUUCAGGGUAUUCCUUGCAUCUGUAACACGUAAGAAAGAGUUUUCUGUUAUAUCUUUUCUCAUGUGAGCACAUUGGUUUCAUUAAAUAUAAAAGUGGGUAUGAAAUCAUGCCUACCUUAUAAUAAGCUUCCAAGUGGACUUUAAUGCUUUUAGUAAACAGUCAAGACAUGUGCAAAAUGUUGUAACAAGGAAUACAGGGGAGAUAACUAACACAGUUGUUAGUAGUUUUUUUCCUUCCAGUUGACUGUGGUUUCAUAGGUGACAAUCCGCCAAUUUUCACAACACUCUGUAGAGAACUGUACACAUGGUAAUACGUACUUAAUUUGGCAGUUCACAAGGUAGCAAAGAAACCUUGUGUAACUGGAUUUUUUAUCAGUACAUUAUGACAAAUUAUAGUUUUAUUGUAAAUAUGCUUGUAAAAAAUGGCCUUUGUUGAGUGUGGAGUCUUUCAGAGUGUACAUAUUAUGCAAUUCCAUUUUAAUUAAGUAUUCUUAAUGUUUCAGUUGCUCCCACCUGACAUUGCAUAGUUACAGCUGUCAGAACAAAUGUUGGGCCCUCCUGUAAUAAAUGUGACAUUUUGUAACUUAA
Messenger RNA from Varanus komodoensis (Komodo dragon), 4236 nucleotides. It is a transcript of the gene NRDE2, whose product is annotated as NRDE-2, necessary for RNA interference, domain containing. Lineage: Eukaryota; Metazoa; Chordata; Lepidosauria; Squamata; Varanidae. The coding region runs from base 83 to 3574 and encodes 1163 amino acids. Gene Ontology annotation, biological process: regulatory ncRNA-mediated post-transcriptional gene silencing; negative regulation of RNA catabolic process. Gene Ontology annotation, molecular function: protein binding. Gene Ontology annotation, cellular component: catalytic step 2 spliceosome. The transcript has 14 exons. The record is from RefSeq and is a predicted model, not a curated record.